Messenger RNA from Mercenaria mercenaria, 6147 nucleotides. RefSeq lists its product as uncharacterized. Bases 131 to 3256 code for a protein of 1041 amino acids. Gene Ontology annotation, biological process: protein phosphorylation. Gene Ontology annotation, molecular function: ATP binding; protein kinase activity. The record is from RefSeq and is a predicted model, not a curated record. The transcript is spliced from 13 exons. NCBI's taxonomy places the organism in Eukaryota, Metazoa, Mollusca, Bivalvia, Venerida, Veneridae.
CUGUCAGUGACGUAGUUCACUAUUAUAUCACAUCAGAUAUACCACUUUUGAUUUAUGAGAUAGUCAAAAUUGUAUGAUAUUUUCAUAUAGCAAACGAAAUGGAAGGUAGACGGAUAAGUCUUUAUACGUAAUGUCAUCGCAUGUACAUGAGCUGGAGAGGCGCCUGGAAGAGGCUGGAUACAGUCUUCUGAAGCUUGGAGCAAUAAUUGGUGAAUUUAAGAUCAAUCCGAAUGAUGAUGAAAUUGACACCCCUGAGCAGGCAAGGGCAGCCGUCAUUCGCCACAUUGACAAAAUAAAAGGACAGCAAAAUCAAAAUAGUGAAACCCUUGAAUUAAAAACUGAAAAUCUGUUAAAAGUUUUAAGAGUCGAAAGGGAAAAUCAGCUCAGUUGUGUCCAGCUAUUUGAUAAAGCGAUUAAAGAGGUCGAAUACCAGAGCAGUUUUAUUCAGUGUAGUCUACAAUUGCAGUCAUCUGAUUUUAGAAAUGAAAUGUUGAAACGUAAAAAGUCUUUGGAACUAGGUAAUGUGAAGAUACUAAUAACAGGCGAAAUAUGCGCAGGAAAGAGCAGUAUUUUGAACAUUCUUAUGGGUGGACAUUACAUGCCUGUUGGGCAUGGGCCGUGCACGAUGAUCCCAUGUGAAAUACAGCAAAGCAAAGAAAGAAAAGCACUUCUUUGUUAUGAAGAUACAAGAUAUUCUACUAGAGAAAUAAAAUUAGUAACGGACGAGAAUGAUCCGGUGUGGUCGCAAAUUCGGGAAUGUGUCGAGACAGGUGAAGAUAGACAGCUGCAAGAAGGGAAACAAAGAACAUACAAACGGUUGAAAAAAAUCGUCGUGUAUUGGAAUAUGCAAAUUUUAGAUGAUGUGCAUCAAACUAGAAGAAAAUGCGUGCAUGAAGAUUAUUCUUCGACAGACAUUGACAAGGUAAUAAAUGGUAUAACAUUUGUUGAUGCACCAGGGAUCCAUGAUACUGAACAGACGUUCUCCAAUAUACAUGAGUACAUUGACGACUGCGAUGCAUUCUUAUUCAUCAUAAAUACUUCUCAACAUGCUGGCAUUGACAGAGACAGACUGAUUCGACUGAUGAAUGACGUGCAAAACAGUUUUCAGAAGAAAAAUGGUAUAUUUACACCCAGGUGUGCCCUGUUUGUUUGUAACAAAUGGGACUAUGUAGACGACAAUAUAAAAAUAAGUUUAAGGAAAGAAAUACUGACCAAACUUCAAAACUGGUGGCCACGUGUAACUGAACAACAAACAGUUACUUUCAGCGGAUCCGAGCAGGCAAUAAAAUCUAUACAGCUGAGAUACUACACUAAGGAAUAUGUUUCUUUUUUCGACCGACUUUGUGCUUUCGUGGAAACUGCGGCACGCCUAAAGACAGAAGUGCACUGCUGGUGGCUUUCUACAUUCACCGAUAAAGUUCUUGCUAUCAUUUGCAACGUACAGGCCAUCGUACAUAGAUACAAGGCAAACAAAGAGAAAGUUAUUGCACAAAUUCAGAAUGAUAUUGGCGUGGUCGUACAACUGCAAGAAAAAAUAGGUGACAUAGAUACAAAAUUGACUGAAACACUGAAUGGAAACAUUAAGAAGAUACAAAAGCAUCUACAAAAUGAUCUAAGAGAAAACAAAGUCAAGUUAGCGGUUUGGCAUAUAAACGAUAUUCCAAGACAGACAGGCACUGGGAAUUGGCACAAGCUAAAUUGCAAGAUAAAUGAAGCCAUAGGAUUGAGAAUAGAGAACCAUAUCAUGACAAAUUCUCAUAUCGAAUCAGUGAGAAAACAGUGUAGUAAUGACGUUGAUGAAUGCUUGAACUAUGUUAUUACGCUUUAUGCAGAAUUAGAGAGAAAGCUCACAUUUAAACGGCAAAUACGCGAUGACAAACUACAAGAUUUAGUAGAACUUAUGUCCGAUUCGACCGCUGGACUUUCCUGGGAAGAGGUAGCUGGAAUAAUAGUAGCUGUAGUUUUUCCAUUGGCACCUAUUCUGGUUCUUCUGAUAGAAGCAAUAGACUCCGUCAGAAAAACUCAAAUGCUAAACGAUGAGAAGCUUUUCCAGGAUGAUUGUUACUUUUACAUGAAACGACAAACGGAAAUCCUUGUUGAGAACAUUUUGUCAUCCAGAUUGCAGCAGGUGUCUGCGACUCUUCUUGACGGCCAGAUUAAAAACUCUAGAUUUGUUUUAAAAUAUUUUCAUACAUGCCUCAGUAUUCAGGUGCAGAUGCUUCAGGAGCUCAUGAAGGAAAUAUCAAACAGUAAACUCGAAGUCAAGAGAAAAGCUCAAUUAAAUCAAUUUUCUGAGGAAAUCCAAAGGUUUCUAAUAGGUAAAGUUUUACGUCCUGAAAUUGACCAAAACUUGAUCUCGUGUGAUACUUGCCCAAAAAAUUACCUUGGUGGAGGGACUUUUGGAAAGGUCUACAAAGGGACACUCCGUGGCAACAUAGACGACAAAAAUGUAGCAGUUAAAGUUAUACGCUGGCCGCGAGCAAGGGGAAAGUGCCCGGAUGAUACUUUCAUAUACAGAGAAUGUUUUGUUUUAAGAAUGUUGUCUGUCAAGCCAGAUCAUUUGAGGAAAAACGUUGUUGAGUUCUAUGGUGAAUUUGCUGACGUGAGCUCGUCCGUUUAUACACUUCAUCUAGUCAUGGAGCUCUGCGAUGGCAGCUUAGACUCGCUUAUACAGAGAGGCAAACUGAAUAUGCCCUGGUGUGAAGAAAAUGGCAUUGAUUUUCCUGGCAGAGACCAAACCAGAGAGGAAACCGUUGGCUACAUUAUUCAUCUUGCAGAACAGGCGGCCAGAGGAAUUCAAUUCCUUCACGAUAACAACGUUGUUCACAGAGAUAUAAAACCUCAUAAUUUCUUGAUCAAGCAUAUGGAUGGAGAGACACGAGUAAAAAUCUGCGACUUUGGGAUGUCACGUGACCAGAACCUCAUCAAAACUAGGAAUUGCGUUGGCACAGUUUGCUAUAACGCACCCGAAGUGUUCACUGGGGACAUUAACACAUUUGCGAGUGAUAUGUACAGUUUUGGUCUUGUAGUUUGGGAACUUUGGUAUGGUAAAACCCUAACACCAGCUGACCUAAGUAAUCCAAGCAGAAAAGCGCCACAAUUCAGGGACAUUCAGCCUCCAGUUUCACUGAAGAAACUUGUAUUAGCAAUGUGGAAAAAGAACCAAGAAGAACGACCAGAUGCGGCAACUGCAGUCUGUCAACUCAAGGAGCUGAGGCGAUGUUACAACGUAUUCUCUCAUACCCCAACACCGUAAAACACCACAACAGUUAACAUUCAGUUUACUUAAGAAACUGUAAGGUUCUGUCAUUGAUGGAAUAUUUUAGGAUUUCAGUUAAAAUCAAGGUUCUGAAAAUUUUACUACAAAUACAUUUCCUUCUUUGUCAUAUCAUUCAUGUUAAAGAUAGGAAAUGUUUUGUCAAAUUAAAAUAUUAUGCUUUAUAUUAACUUAUGUCAUGUUAUUGAUAUAGCAGAGCUUAAGUUUCUUGAAAUGAACCAUUUUAUUACAAUGUACGAGUUAAGUCCUACAGUAUAGGUCUUAUAUAUAUAUCUGUCACAUCCUGUCAUUAGUUUUCACGAUCUGUCAAUUUUUAUCACCACUUUCCAUUACAUACCUGGUUGUUGUAUUCAAGUAAAAAAAUAUACAAUUAAUUUCACGUAAGUAGCAGUGCCUGAAACUGUUUAUUUUAGCUCAAUCUGAAGUCUAAUCAGUCAUAAUUCAGACCUUAUUUUGUACAUGGGAGAUAACUCCUAAGGCUAAUCACAUUUUGUAUUCUUCUUCUUCAGAUAAUGAGACCUAACUGGGAAUUGCUGAGAAAGUAAAAUGGAAAUAAUAAAACUUUUAGAAAGAUAUUUUAAGAUAUAAAAAGAUAUCUAACCGAAAGUCAGACUGACUUAGUUCACGAAAUAAUUUCUUCUGUUUCUGAAUCCUGCAGUAAUUAAGUUUCUAGCAUUUGAUUUAGUUCCUUCAUGAUCGGUAAAGAAUACUUUUAGGUUAAUUUCUACAUUAUUUCUCUUAAGAAACAAUUGAGAUUUUAGUACUAACCGGAAGUUCCAAAUGUAACAAGACAUUAACGAGGUUAAUACGUCAUAUAUUUGUAACUUUGAAACUUGGAAAAACACAUAUAUACAGUAACUGUUAAAUGAUGAAAUUUAAAAAAAAAUGUAACAAUCUACCUUUAACAUUCAUACGUUCAGUUACAAAACUGGAUCGGUAAACAGUUUAUGAAAAAACACGUAGCAAAAAUAAUGUCAGUUAAUUUUAGGGGUCUCCAUGACCGGACUGUUAAGGCUGAUAACUUCAAACUACUAGCUUCUCACGAGUGUAGAUUCGAGUUUUACUUGGGGCGCAGAAUUCGUCAUGUAAGGGAGCUAUCCAGCUGGCUUAAGGAACGUCGGUGGUUCUAUCCAGGUCCCCGCACAUGCCAGAGACCAUGACCAGAGGGGUCUUCCUUUACUAUAAAAAAGAUGGAACGUCGCCAUUGGGAGGAGUAAAUGUUGUCAGUGUGAAUCUAAACCCAAGAAAAUAUCUUUACGUACAUCUUAAAAGUUCAAGUUAAAGUGCAAGUGCUUAAAAGGGAAUGCUUUUGGUAGGCAAGAAAUUAUAUUGAAGUCUUGGAAUCUGCAAUUUCUGCGAGUAUUGUCGCAUCUUAGUUGAGCGUCACUCUACCAUAAAUAAAUAUACUUUUUCAUUUUCAUAACGCCAGAGAAUGCAGAAAUUGCAUAAUGAGCAUACAUAAUCAAACUAAAAUUGUUGAUUAUUAGUACGAUUCCACUACCUUAAAGAUGAUGAUUAGGUUACUAGAUUUUACACAUAUUAUUGUUCUUUAUACUAUUUUACAGAAUAAUAAAAUAAUAAAACAAAAAUAUCAUUGGUUUUAAAUAUACGAAACAUUUCAUACUCGUGUGACUUACCAAUGUGUGUUCAUGGUGGCUUUUUAAUGUAGUUUGUUUUCAAAAUUUUUUCACGUGUCACGCUGUACAUGGUAAAAGGUACCAACUAUUGAUGAAGAUAGACCAUUUCCUGAUCAUAGUUUUCUCAAUUGCUAUUUCUUUUUCUUGACAUAUUCUGUAAUUGACAUAAAAACUGACCAAAAAAAAGGAACCCUAUGUCUAUUUUUCAUUUAAAAAAUAAAUAUUUCAUCAAAUAAAUCGGACAUUUACGUUAUUACUUUGCAAACCCUAUUGCAAAAUGCCAAAACUUAAAUAUUCUAGAUUGAAAAGAAUAGAUAUUCCCUUUGCUGUAAAAGUUACUUAAUCUGUUCAACAACAUUUGUACAUGAUUACAAUCCUAUACUUUCAGUUGCAUGUUACAAAAGUCACACAAGUUUGUUGUAGACAACUUCACUUUGAACAAAUACUUAUUAGUUGGGGCUAUUCGCAUUAAAAUUUAUACUGGUAUAGCUUCUAAUUUUUGUGCCAUAUGUUGCUUUAAAAAUGUGUCCAUAAACUAUAUUCCAUUUUACGUUAACAUUGUUUUCAAGAAUAUUUCCCAAUUUCUUUUCAGAUUGUAUUUUAGCUAUAUUUUUAGAUUUACCUUUAGCUGCUUGAUGCAUAGUGGUUUGUUAGUGGUUUACCUCUCUGAGCCUUUUUAGUAGGUUGUCUAAUGUUUCUGUUUUAAGUGACUCUUUUAGGUCUGGCUUAAUGAUAGUAAUCAUUUCAUAACAUUUUAGGAAUUCAUUAUUUCCCAGACUAUAAAACCACUUGAGCUGUCCAAACGAAUAAAAUCAUUUUUCCCCAUAAAGAAAAACAGCUCAAUAUAUCUUAUCUAUUUUUCAUGUCAUUCUUUAUAAUAAAACAAAGCACUCCCAUAUUCCGUAUGUUUGAAUUAUUCCAGCUUUUCUGUUUUUCGCUUAUAUCAAUAUAUUUGUCCUUUUUAAUUUUAUGCCGUGCAAUAAGAACAUCUACUUUUUUGUUUUUACUAGAUCUAUGUUUUGAUAUAUUUAUCAUUGAAAUUACUAAGAUAUUAACACAUGCUUUCGAUACGUCAUAAGUUCAUAACGUAUUCUUUGUGUAUGUUAAAUACUUAUCAUUAUUUUUUUGUGUACUGUACUAGUAUAUCAAGAAACAGUCCUAAUACAGGGAUAAAACUCAUUCUUUGUGCAAUAUGUAUCAUUUUAGAAACAAUAAUAAAUUGCUUGAAAAAGA